Malaya genurostris is the source of this 2169-nucleotide messenger RNA. Its product is annotated as protein RER1. NCBI's taxonomy places the organism in Eukaryota, Metazoa, Arthropoda, Insecta, Diptera, Culicidae. Bases 455 to 1015 code for a protein of 186 amino acids. The record is from RefSeq and is a predicted model, not a curated record. Gene Ontology annotation, cellular component: Golgi membrane. The transcript has 5 exons. Gene Ontology annotation, biological process: retrograde vesicle-mediated transport, Golgi to endoplasmic reticulum; protein retention in ER lumen.
CAUCAUCUGGCCACUUUUGACAGAUUGACGUGGUUCGCGGAUCGACGACGGACAAUUUUGGAUUUUUCCUGUUCGAAGGCAUCAGUUCUUUUGUCGAUCAUAGGAUAUUAACAGCCGUCUGAAACUGCUAAGGAAGAAAAUCUCGUGCCGGAACCUAUUUCGGCUGGUUGUGCGUUGAUCGGAGUAGAACUGGAUAGUUCAAUAAUUCGUUAGUCUUUCGCUCUUCGAAGGGUGAGUGUAAGUGAGAAGUAAAUGAGACAGCAAGAAUCAGCAGUGGCAGAAAGAUGGUGCAAUAAUACCAAGGGCAGAUUAGGAGAGAAACUGAAAUUACAAUUUUCAGUAUUCUUCAAGUGUAUGUGUUAUUUCUAGUUCCUUCCGGAAAAAAGUGCUAAGCGACUUGACUAAAUUCUGGAGGAGAAAGACUGAAAUAGGUAUCAAACAUCUUGUAAGCAGCAUGAUGAAUGAGGAGGUCACUCCCAGUAAGAAUGUGGUAGCACAGUUCUUCAAACGGAUCUCUCAGCUUUACCAACUUCAAUUAGACCGAUGGACACCGCACACCAAACUUCGAUGGGCAGCGGCUAUCGCGCUAGUAUUACUCUUCCUGCUCCGAGUAUUCACGAAACAGGGCUGGUAUAUUGUGACCUACGCUCUAGGAAUUUAUCAUCUCAAUCUGUUUAUAGCGUUCCUUACACCCAAGAUUGAUCCGGCCCUCGAUCUGGACGAUGAUCAAGGUCCCGAGUUGCCCACCAAAUCUAAUGAAGAAUUUCGACCGUUUAUCCGCCGGUUGCCGGAAUUCAAGUUCUGGUAUGCCGUCAGCAAAAGCACCGUGAUCGGAAUCGUUUGCACUUUCUUCGAGGUGUUCAAUGUGCCCGUGUUUUGGCCGAUUCUGGUCAUGUACUUUAUCACGCUGUUCUGCAUCACGAUGAAGCGACAGAUUAGGCAUAUGAUCAAAUACCGAUACCUACCGUUCACUCACAGUAAGCCCCGCUAUCAGGCGGUCCCGACGGAAAAGUGACAAUUAAAAGCACAAACUUUGCCACCAGCGUCAUCGUUAUCCCCGUCGUCGUCUUCUUCGUCGUCAGCUUCUUCUUCGUCGGCCGCCGCCGUUGGAGGUGUUGCCUCGGCCGAGGUCUUCGGUACCUCCUCGUUAGCAACCAUCGUUCCAGCAGCAGUGCCUAGCGGAUCACUGAUUGCGACCGUCUGAUGAGAUAGCAAAUAACAACAACAGCAACAAUAACAGAAGAAAACAAAACAAGUAACUUUCGAGAUUGGGUUGGGAACGCACCAUACUGCAAUUUUUGCUACAGUUUGAGCAUAGGAUUUCUUCGUCGACCUUUAAUUUGGUGCUGUUUUCAGUUUUUCUUCUGUUGGACGCAAAGUGAUGAUUCGUGUAUCCUACAAUAACAACGUAAAACAGGACACGAACAUGGCAUUGAUUUGUGCUUACAACGAUCGUCUAUCUUUCGUUUGUCGGGAAAAUCUAUUCCUCUACCAAAUAUGUAAACACGUUUAAUUCCACCUAAACAAGAUAAUCGGUGGUUAUGUGAAGCUAUGUUAGUAAAUGUUAUGUCCGAAAAGAGUUUUCCAACGGCUGUUUCUUUGUGUAUAUUCAUUUCUUGUUUCAAAAAUGUCACAAAGUUGGAUCAUUUUUGAGUGUAUUCAGUAUAUUAGUUAUUAUUUCCUUCUUUAGUUGAUUAAUGCUAUACCAACGUUAAAUUAGUUUUAAUCGUACAUUAAUCGAUUUUCUCGAGAUAUAAUUUGCAACUCUAACAGAAAAAUAUGAAUCCUACAAUCCGUACAUGUGCGUGCCCUUCAAAACCUAUAAUGUUUCGUUUGCAUAUUGAUUAGGCAGAAAAAUAACUAACUAACAAUGAACAGAUGCAAACUCGUGUUUUACGUAGGCUUAGUUAUGUAUUAAUUGGAGAAUGUAAGGUUUUUCUUCUUUAGAGACUAUUAUUAUGUCACAAACAAAUUGCAAAUGAUAGAAGAAAACACGAUGCAAGUGCAGUAGAGUACCGGGAACUAUUGACGUCAUUUAGAAUAAAACAUACAAAACAUGGGUAGAAAAAUCCUACGGGAAAUAAACUUAUACACAUGUACGAAAACACAAGACCCAGCAUUGUAAUAAGAAAAACUUGGAUAACCAAAUAAAUAUUGACAAAAUCAAAA